UGUGUGUGUCUGUGUGUCUGUGAUACAGUGGGAGGAGUGUGCACCUGUUAGUUAAGCUGCACCUGGUUGUCAGAGAGAAAAGUGUACGUACAUGACGCCUGACAGACUAAGAGAGAGAGAGGGAGAGGAAAAGGUGAGGAAAAAAAAAAGGUUUCAGGUCAUCAACACAGGGCAAUGAUCUCAGUCAGUGGAUCGGACUGUAAAUAGCAUCGAGAGGACUAAACUAAAGGCCAGUAACCUCUGGAGGGAAGACUACAGCCUCUGUGACGCACUUUUCACUCGCACAGGGCUCAUCUCUCCUUGGCCAUGGCUACGGCUGAGCCAGCCCCUGCCUGGUGGAAGCUGACCUUCCUCCGCAAGAAGAAAUCCGAGGCCAAGGAGUUGUAUGAGGUACCUCCAGAGUACAGUAAUAAUGCAGAGACAGCACCCGGGAUGAGCAGUACGACCGGGACACCUGACGACAGCCAGUUCAAUGCUCGCCUUGAACGCAUUGUGGACAAAACAGCCACAAAAGGACGACACGUUAAAGUCUCCAACUCAGGUCGCUUCAAGGAGAAAAAGCGCAUCCGGUCAACAUUAGCCGAAAACCCGGAAUUGUUCCCCAACCAAGACACUUGCAGUGGGAACCAGAGCACAGGGAACUGAAGGCUGGGACGUCAAUCUGUAAACCUUGAAUUUAUUCAGAUACAUAUGCAAAUAAAUUUUAGACAGUUUUUGAAUGCUGGAUUCAUUUAAGCAUCAACUAAAUCAAGCAAAAUAUUUUACUGUGUUUUAGUAGGGUUCUGCUUCAGUAGUCUUGAUCGCAUUUGUCCAGAGGGGAUAAAAUAUGGUUUCUCUGUAUAGUCCAAUAGAAUUUUUUUUUUAAUCAUCAAUACAGCAUCAUCACAUUGAAAACACGUCUGAUGGUGCUAUGGUCCUUAUAGUUAAUUCUGCUCAGUUGUAGUUGGAUCUUCAGCUGUUCCACCUUAGAAAGCUGGCUACUUUCUGACAAAGUGGUUUCUAGGGUAUGUCAUGCAUCAUGUGCAUUCGGUUUUAUUGUUGAAAGCAAUAUGUUUGAAUUUUGUAGUCUUGUUGAUUGUUGGAUGGUUGCUGGGUUUUUUGUUCCAGUGGUGUUGAGAUUCAGGCAGUACUAGCCAGCAGCUGGAAAUAAAUUGCUAUCAGUUUACUGUAGAACAAUUAAUAAUAAUUCAGUUCAUUCUCACAUUUCUGACUGAAUUUUGGACCUCUGGUCCAAAUAAUACAGAUAAUAAUAAUAACAAUAUAAUAAUAACAAUAAUACAGAGUGAAGUAUUUGCAGUUUAAUCAGCGUGCACAAUUAUGCAAAGAGGAAUAAGCAGUUUGCAUGGUGCAAUUAUUUCACUUCCAUUUAUUUCAGAGAACACAUAAGGUGUGUUUUUUUAUGCUUUUUUAUUUUUAUUUUUUUUUUUAAUAUUUCCUUUUUAAUUUUUUUUUUUGUAAAGUCCAGGUGUAAUAACCUCAGUGCCUUAUGAUCAGAGUUACAUUUCUUCCUUCCCUGUACAUCACCUGCCACUUUGCUGAAUAUCUUUCUGUGUUUUAAACUGUAUUUGUUUACUGAACUACCCUAUGAAUAUACUAUUGAAUUACUCAUGUUUUAAUGAAACUGUAAAAAUGUUUUUACAGCAAAGAUUUUAUUUGAUUUUAGCAUAAUACGAUUUUAAAAUACUAUCCAAAGAAAAAUGUUUUAAUAUAAUAUUAUAAUAUUUAAUAAUAAAAAAAACUUUUUCCAAUA
Messenger RNA from Ictalurus punctatus (channel catfish), 1750 nucleotides. RefSeq names its product proline rich 15 like a (gene prr15la). The record is from RefSeq and is a predicted model, not a curated record. The coding region runs from base 307 to 645 and encodes 112 amino acids. The transcript has 2 exons. NCBI's taxonomy places the organism in Eukaryota, Metazoa, Chordata, Actinopteri, Siluriformes, Ictaluridae.